This is a messenger RNA of Yarrowia lipolytica CLIB122, 1392 nucleotides long. RefSeq lists its product as uncharacterized. NCBI's taxonomy places the organism in Eukaryota, Fungi, Ascomycota, Dipodascomycetes, Dipodascales. The record is from RefSeq and is a predicted model, not a curated record. Gene Ontology annotation, biological process: cellular response to nitrosative stress; nitric oxide catabolic process. Gene Ontology annotation, cellular component: intracellular anatomical structure. Gene Ontology annotation, molecular function: oxygen binding; heme binding; FAD binding.
AUGAAGAAUAGCGAAGCAGCAGAAAAGUCAGGAAACGCGAUCGGGGAGAGAUACUAUGCUGGCGCAUUACAAGACGCACCAAGACGCACGCCAUCGUUUGAAACGCCGCCGUUUGCACCUCCCUAUCCGCCGUCACGCACCUCAUCCAUCUCGUCGCUUUCGUCCAGCCUCGGCCGCUUCUCCAAGCUACCACUGAUUCCCCGACGUACCUCUGCAGCAGGUCCAGGUCAAUCUGUAGAGUCGCCCUUAAAAACCAUGGGCGUGCAUGUUCGCGACGACUCCGUUUACAGCCAUAGCUCCAAAAAAAUGACCGACAUUGACGGAUACUCUCAGUCCCAACGGGACUUUUACACAAUCAAGCCGCACCUGUACGCCCAGCAACCAGUCAAGAACUCCCAGGGCCCUCAGCCGUUCAAUGUCAACCCCAACGAUGCCAGAGAGACCAGAACCAAUGGCUCCAUGACCCCCACAAACCUGGCUCGACCAUCCCAGGUGAAGGUCGUCUUCGACAUGACUAAAGAAGAAAUCGAACUCACCCAAAAGCUGUGGUCGGAUCUUAUGAGCGACCCCGAGUCUCUGGAACAAAGUACGGCCUAUGGAACCCCCACCGCGCUCUUCUGCGAGCAGUUCUACACCAACCUGAUGGCCUCCCACGCAGAGCUCGCGUCCAUCUUCCCUUCCAUCAAGAGACAAUCCGUGGCGGUCGCGGGCGUGUUUGGACUCGCUAUCAGUUCGCUCGAGAGGAUUGAAGAGAUGGACGAAUUCCUGCGGUCGGUGGGAAAACGACACAACCGAAUGAUCGGUGUCGAACCCAUCCACUACCGAUGGCUAGGAGAAGCCAUGGUCAAGACCUUUGCCGACCGGUUCGGAGACAGAUUUACGCUGGAGGUGGAGACCGCCUGGAUCAAAAUUUACUCCUACCUGGCCCACAAACUGCUGGCCUCCGACGAGGAGCCUAACGUGCUCAUGUUCGCGCCCCAGCAACAACCCCGUUCCAUGCUGUCCUCAUCUCCUAAUGGACCGGGUAUCUCCCCCACUCCUUCGUACACUAGCUACCAAACCACCCAAGACGUACGGAAACCCAGCCUUUCCAGCUCAAUCAACUCUCAGUCGCUCUACACCUCCACAUCCAACAACUCCACCGCUCCUACUUCUGUGGUGAACUCGCCUAACGCCCCCUCUAUUCCAGCCACUCCCACAGCUAACAAUGCCCCAAUCAUCUCGGCCCGACGAAACGUCUCAACUACUCCUUCAAUUCCCCCCUCUCUUCCCUCUGCUCCUGCCCCUACACCUAAAGCUACCGACUACUCCCCCCCAAAGAACGUGCGAGGGAACGGUGGAAGAAAGCAGGGACGAAAGGGCAAGGACGGUGAAAAGUGUGUCUUAGCCUAA